Carassius auratus (goldfish) is the source of this 3669-nucleotide messenger RNA. RefSeq names its product phosphatidylserine synthase 1. NCBI's taxonomy places the organism in Eukaryota, Metazoa, Chordata, Actinopteri, Cypriniformes, Cyprinidae. The record is from RefSeq and is a predicted model, not a curated record. The transcript has 13 exons. Gene Ontology annotation, molecular function: L-serine-phosphatidylethanolamine phosphatidyltransferase activity. Gene Ontology annotation, biological process: phosphatidylserine biosynthetic process. The coding region runs from base 254 to 1651 and encodes 465 amino acids.
ACCAGCUGCACGCAAACCAAUGAGAAUGCACGAGCUUUCUGUUUUCCCACCAAAGUGUGUGGCAUCUUUCCGCUCCGUGCAUGCAUCUCCUUCCCCGAGCCACCGAUCGUGGGGUGCAUGCAUUUAUUUAAGGCUGCACACAUGCGUGGCCGACAUCCGGGUCGCAUUCGUGCAGCAGACGGGCGAGAGAGCCGCUCACAUCACGGUAACGUUAAAUCAAAGGUGAACGGGGCGGAGUAGAGGAAAGCCGAGCAUGGCGUCCGCGUACGGCUCCAGGACUCUGAGUAAAGAUGAUGUGAACUACAGGAUGCAUUUCCGCAUGAUCAACGAGCAGCAGGUGGAGGACAUCACCAUCGACUUCUUCUACAAGCCGCACACCAUCACCCUGCUCACGUGCACAGUGCUCAGCCUCAUGUACUUCGCCUUCGCGCGAGAUGAUGGAAACCCUGACAAUAACCUGUGGGUGGGUCUCAUCCUGGUCAUCUCGUUCUUCCUGGUCAUCAGCGUUCUCGCCUUCCCCAACGGUCCGUUCACAAGACCCCAUCCAGCGAUAUGGCGGAUAGUGUUCGGAUUGAGCGUGCUGUACUUCCUCUUCCUGGUUUUCAUCAUCUUCCUGAACUGGGAGCAGGUCAAGUCUCUCAUGUUCUGGCUGGAUCCCAAUCUGCGCUACGCCAAACGGGAAGCCGACAUCAUGGAGUAUGCUGUGAACUGUCAUGUGAUCACCUGGGAGCGAAUCCUCAGCCACUUCGACAUCUUCGCCUUCAGUCACUUCUGGGGCUGGGGCAUGAAGGCUCUGCUGAUCCGCAGCUAUGGCCUGUGCUGGACCAUCAGCAUCACCUGGGAGCUGACCGAGCUGUUCUUCAUGCAUCUUCUUCCGAACUUCGCCGAGUGCUGGUGGGAUCAGGUCAUCCUGGAUAUCCUGCUGUGUAACGGAGGCGGGAUCUGGCUGGGAAUGACCGUCUGCCGCUUCCUGGAGAUGCGCACGUAUCACUGGGCGAGCAUCAAAGACAUCCACAGCACCACGGGGAAGAUCAAGCGCGCCGCUCUACAGUUCACACCGGCCAGCUGGACAUACGUGCGCUGGCUCGACCCCAAAUCCUCCUUACAGAGAGUGAUGGGAGUCUAUCUGUUCAUGAUCAUCUGGCAGCUGACGGAGCUGAACACCUUCUUCCUGAAGCACAUCUUCGUGUUCCCAGCAUGCCACGCUCUCAGCUGGUGCCGGAUUCUGUUCAUCGGGAUCAUCACGGCUCCUACUGUACGGCAGUAUUACGCCUAUCUGACGGACACACAGUGCAAACGGGUCGGGACUCAGUGCUGGGUGUUCGGGGCGAUCGCUUUCCUGGAGGCACUGGCCUGCGUUAAAUUUGGACAGGACUUGUUUUCUAAGACGCAGGUUCUCUAUGUGAUUUUGUGGCUCGUGUGUUUGGCUUUCAUCACGUUCCUGUGUCUGUAUGGGAUGGUGUGGUACGCAGAGAACUACGGGCCCCAAGAGAAGAGCUUCUCGGAGUUUGAGGACAGUAUUUACUCGGAGCCGGGCGACGCUGUGUCUGAAUGCAGAGGGGAGUUUGAGACGGACAGCACAACUUCCUCUUCCACCAGGAAACGGAGGGACUCUGUGAAUAACUCCAGCAUCAACGGCGUGGAGAAAUAAACCUUUGCACACGUGUGGCUCCUGUGAACGGACAGAGACUGGUCAGGUUUGGUCCGAGCGGUCUGCAGUGACCCUGAAAAGCAGCACUGUGUUCAGUUAGUCGACUGACUCUACUUGUUAACUACAGAGACGGGUUAACCCGGUUAGAUCCCAAGCGCUGUUUUCAGUCGCAUGCCAGACUCGUAACUGUGCUCACCAGUGUUUUCGACGAUGUAUUUUACUGUAUGCUGACGAUCUCAGAUCAUCUUAUCAUAUCAUAAUGUGUCUACAAACAAUCAUGUAUUCUGAAGUCAACAUGAAACCAGAAUUUACCCUUUUUAGUUCUUAAAAACACACUUUUGGUGCAUUUGCUGCUGCAUGAUUUUGAAUGUUUUCUGCUCACCAAGGCUGCAUUUAUUUGAUCGAAAAACAAGAAAUGCAUGUGAAAUAAUAUCACUAUUUCUAAGAGUAUAGAUGUUCAAAUGUAAUUUAUUCUUGUGUUCAAAGCUGGAAAGCUCAAGGAACAUUUCUGAUUAUUAUUAUCAGUGUUGAAAACAGUCGUGCUGUAGUGCAAUAUUUUUGAUGAAACCGUUUUCUUUUAGUACAUUAUUAAUGUCUUUACUGUCACUUCUGAUCAAUUGAAUGCAUCCUUGAUGAAGAAAAGUAUUAAUUUCUAUAAAUAAACCCCAAAUUUACCCCAAACUUGGGUGGAAUGGCUUGUGAAAGGUGUUUCAUGUUGACUUGUUUUCUCCAGACUGAACGUGAAGCUGCUGUCCGUGUUUAUGAUGAUGAUGAUGAUGUACUUGAAGCGCAGGAUGUUUAAUGUGUGUUCGCCGUUUUCAAUCAUUUCUUAUCAAAGCUCGUUUCAGCCACUGAAUAUAAAUUCAAGUAAUCACGACCUUUUAAUCUCUCAACUCUGACUUGUUUUUCAAGGAGAUUCAUGCAUUUCUAAGAGAAAUCUUAGCACAGGAUUAUAACUGAUAAUUGCGAGACAUAAACUUGCAAAUGCAAGAAAAAAGUCAGAAAUAUGAGAUUUUUUUUUUUGCACAAUUCUGAUUUUAUCUGACAUUUUUGACUUUUUCCUUGCAAUUUGUUUCACAUUUGAGGUUUUAAAUUUAAAAUGCAAUUUAAUUACAUUUUUAAAAAAUCUAAAAUUUCAUUUAUUCAAUCUCAGAAGUUUUUAUCUUUCAAUUCUGACUUGUCUCACAAUCAAUAUCUUUUUUUAUCUCACAUUUCUAACUCCCAAUUCAGAUUUUGUUAAAUCUCACCUUUUGAUUUAUUCUCUCUCAAUUCUGAUUUAGUCUCACAUUUCCCAUUUGUUUUUUCUUUUUUUACUCCCACAUUUCAGAUUUUUUUGCAUCCCAAGUUUGACAUUUUAAAUCACAAUUUUAAUUAAUUUGUAUGAAAAAAAUGAUUAAAUCUAAGUUGCAUUCAUCUCCAAAGUUUAUAUAUUUAAAUUCUGUCUUGUUUCACAAUUUUUAUUUUCUCUUCCUCACAUUUCUGACUUUUAGUCACAGUUUGGAUUCUUAGGACGUCUUGCAUCUGCAGUUUAUGAGCAGUGCAGAGAAAGACAAAACAACAUUACUUUAUCACAAAAUAUAAUGCGUAUCAGACUCAGGAUCCAGAGAAAAGCAUCAGAAUUUUGAGAUUCGUGAGCUCCUGUAGUUUUUGGUUUUGCGUGUGUGCGAGUCUCCUGCUUCAUCCGUGUGUGUGUGUGUGUGUGUGUGUGGUAUUAAUAUGAUCAUCACAGACUGCAUGCAUGCUUUAAUAACUGCGUUACGUUUAAUUGCAGGUUUUGUUUGUGUAUUAAUGACGUGAUGCUUCAUAUCCAUCUGCCAAACUCUUGUGAAACACUGCAAUGCCUUUCUGUCCUGCUUCUUGUCUUCUUGAUAUUAAACCUGUAGUUUUCUGUGAAGAAGGGCAGAACGUGACUGAACUCUGCAGCUUUUCAUUAUAUGAUGUUUGUUUGCUCGCUAUUUACAUGCAACUAUUAGGAAUGUGACUGAAUUUUACGAUUAAACUUCAUCUGUAUCUUGUGA